Molecule: messenger RNA, 675 nt
Organism: Rubroshorea leprosula
Lineage: Eukaryota; Viridiplantae; Streptophyta; Magnoliopsida; Malvales; Dipterocarpaceae
Source: the annotation of a GenBank genome assembly
GAUGUAAGAUUUGAGGCAUCAUGAUAAUUUUCUCACAUACAAAGCUACCCCCAUCUCUGCGUUUUAGGUAACAUUCAAAGACUAAGCUCUACCGACAUGCACGGUUUCUUCCUUCUCUUAUCCACUUCCCUAGCUUUCUGGACUUGACUCAUCAAUUACCCAAACCAUGAUUCCGAUAUAGACCCGUCUAGUUGUCCCAGCAAGCAAGAGACAAGACGAAAUGUUUGAUUUGGUAGACCAAUUUUUCAGCCUAACCAUGAAUUUUUCCUUCUCGAAGUUUUUUCCUGCGGUCAGUGGACCUAGCACUUCUAGAGAAAGGAGAGAAGGUUGGAAGCUCAGUGAAGACAUUAGGAGCAAGCAGGAAAGAAAAGGAACAUAUGCAGUUAGUGAUGUUACAUACUUAAAAAAAUCCAUAGCUGUAUUGUGGAAUAAGGAGCUCAAAGGCAACAACAGAGGACUGAAUAUGCGUUUAAUCUGCACAAGCACUAACCAUUGAAUAAUAGCAUUGGACUGAGUAUUUCAGGUAUCACCUCUUCUCUUUAAUUUCUUACUUCCCUUGAGUAUCUGUUAUUCAUAUCUGGUUAAGAGUUGCAACCACUGACUUUGACUCUAACCUUCCAUCCCAAGUUCAAAAUGGAGUAGAAAAACUACAGAGAAUAAAAAUCCAUAAAGCUC